AUGAGUACGGUUGUUAGUGAGAUCUGUGAAAGGUUGAGAGGCAUGUUUGAGGAUGGAUCUGUAGACAUCGUUUCACUUGCCACUGCUAUUGAUUUGUAUGCAGGACAGCUGAAUGAAAACUAUGCGAUUGAAGGUGUGGUGGAAUUUUUGGAAUGCUUGGAAGGCUUAUUGAAGAAAGAUCAUGAAAUUGUUAGAGAGCUUGGAUGGGAUUUGCCUAAAGUGUUGAUAGGGUUUAUUAACCAGAAAAAUCUCAAUUGGUCUGAAGGGUUGGCUAACGACAGAGUAUGGCAUUCAGUUCAAGGUUGUUUUACUGAAGUGUCGACGUAUGGUAAUCCCAAAGAAUGCUUUUUAACUGUCUGUGACCUACUUUCUCAAUUGAACAUAAUUGGGGAUGAUGCUGUUGACGAGGAUGAUAUAGGUUCAACGGAUAUUAGCAAAGAAACUGAGACGUUGGAUACUUACGAAGAGAUGAAACGUUCUUCAGAUGAUGAGAGGCAGUUGAGUAAAGGUCAUCAGAGGUUGGAAGAUGGAGAAUCUUCUAUUUCUUUGGAUCAUCUUGUUGAUGAGGAAAGACGUGAGGCUGUUUUUGCCCUAAGAUUCCAUAUCUUGCUUGAAUUUAUGACUGCUACUCUACGUCGAAUACCCACAUUGUACCCUUCGAGAUUUUUGGGAGAGGCGAUUGGAGUAAUAUUUAAGUUGGUUAAGUCGCACUCAGAUAGUAUUAAUAAUGUGCAAGUUGUUUUAAGAAGGCUAUACGUCUUUUACAAGGAUUACACUGACAUGGUAAUCCGUAAGGUCCCCUCCAAUAAGGUUUCGAGCAAUGAAGAUCUCAAAAUAACAAUUCAGGAAGAGCAGCUACAACGAGAGUUGAUAUGUAGCGCCCUGACAUAUUCAGUGGCCCAAUUGAUGAAGAACAGCAACCCUAAAUGGUCAGUUGAAUACUUUUCCUUGAAGAAUUAUAUCCCUUUUGAAUCUUCGGACGUGGAAAAAGAGUUGAGAUUAAUUCUAGAAGACUUUGCGAAUUUGGCGGAGUCACUUAAUAUUGAUUUCAUGAACGAGUUUAUUCAGUCCUGCAUCGAGGAAUCCAAAUAUGUUUACACUCGUACUACACAGAAUGACUCAAAAAGUAAUGAACGAGUUACUGUAACUACCAGUGAUAGUAGUGAAGUUAUCUAUCAACUUGCUUAUACAUAUGAAUUAAAGAAACUUGCCGAUAUCAAACGGUUAAUUUUAGACUCCCGAGGUGUGUUGCUAAUGUUUCUAGUGAAGGACCUUAAGCCCGGCAAAAUGUGGUGUUCAAAUUACACAAUUAAUGAUGCUAUUUAUAUGUAUCUGAGGUUCAAUACACCUUCGAUGUACUCUAAGUCAUUUACAAAUAAAUCAGUGACUGACUGUACACUAUAUCUCCUAAUUAAGGUUUUAAGUGAAAAGUCGUACAAGGAAAAUUAUGAAACAAUUCAAGAGCUGCCUAAAAAUGUCAACAUGGUAUUCAUACAAAUAUCACUUAUUAAUGCAUGUACCCAACGUGAUAGUCAAUUGCGAAUGAUGCAACUUAAUAUUCUAGCGAAGAUAUUGUCCCUGGUGCCUGAAAGUAUCGCUUUUGACUUUAUUGUUAAUACAAUGCUACAAUGUCCGUAUGAGAGUGCUAAAAGUAUUGUGCUCGAUAUAGCUAAAGAAUUAAUGUUGAAGGAUCGAUACGAGAUUGGUUCAAUUAGUUAUUCUUCAGAUCAGUCAAAGAAUGAUGAGGCAGCUACCCAAGUAUCCAAUGGGGAGUUCAAUAAUGUUGCUCCUGUACCCCCACCAAGACCUCAUAUACUAAUAAAUGAAGAUAGGAUGGCUGCAAUCCAUAGUUUAGUGAUACUCGGAAUUAAACAGAAUAAAAACAGUCAAGAUCCAGCUAAACUAGGAACAGUACUUGCAUAUUUGAAUCUUUUGGUAGUUUUAAGAUACAAAUGGGAUAAAUUUCUAUUACAAGAAGUAGCAGAUACAAUUCAAACGCAUUUUUGUCCUAGCGAUACAAAUAUACCAGAGAUUGGGUUCAUCAAUAUAUCAAACAAUGCAUUAAUUGAUUUCUUAAACGAAUAA
Molecule: messenger RNA, 2085 nt
Organism: Eremothecium cymbalariae DBVPG#7215
Lineage: Eukaryota; Fungi; Ascomycota; Saccharomycetes; Saccharomycetales; Saccharomycetaceae
Gene: YBP1
Product: Ybp1p
Exons: 1
Coding region: 1-2085 (694 amino acids)
Biological process (GO): cellular response to oxidative stress
Cellular component (GO): cytoplasm
Source: RefSeq, a predicted model, not a curated record